AUGGCACUUGUUCAAUCCCACUACGGCAGCGAUGCCAUUCACACGCGGCUCAACGACGAUCCACCGUCAUCGGAAGAAAUUGAGCGCAGGCGUGGGGCGGGAUGUCUGCCGUAUUCCAACCGGCUUGUCCACCGCCUCGUCGUUUUGCCCGUCACACCACCAUCGAUAUAUGAGGGCGAAACCACACAGUCACCCGUAGAAACGCAAGGAACGCACAAUGAACGGCGGGCAAAUGAGCGGGACCGGCAGCGACGGGCGCGGUACGCUAGUCUUCUCCGGAGUCAUUAUGUCCCUCUUGUACCGUUCUCCACCUUCACCGAGCCCCAGGAAAGAUCCUUCAAACUCCCAACCAUUUCUAAAUAUCCAGCAGCGCGUAGACAACCGCAAUUUGCUCAAUCCGAAGAGGACUACAUGAUGUGUGGAGGGUUUUAUCCUGGGCCCGACCAGUACGAUCAUCGUGGGGGACCCAGGUUGGGCGUCAUGCAACAACAUACGGUGCAACUAGAGAGGGUGCAUUCGCGUCAUGUGGCGCCCCCACCGUCUCGUCUUAUUAACGCACCGGGCAAUGAAGACAUGCUCUUUCCAAUCUAA
Molecule: messenger RNA, 591 nt
Organism: Trypanosoma cruzi
Lineage: Eukaryota; Euglenozoa; Kinetoplastea; Trypanosomatida; Trypanosomatidae
Exons: 1
Coding region: 1-591 (196 amino acids)
Source: RefSeq, a predicted model, not a curated record